GGCGGGUCCGCAAAGAGCAAACGCUCCAGGCCCCGGCCUGCCCCCCCCGGGGGCACGUACAAGGGCAGUCGGGUGGAGGAGGAGCAGGCCGAGGGGUCCUUCCUCAGCUCCUAGACACAAACCAGAAAUUACAAUGUCUUCUAGCAGACUGGGGCUCCGUUUGGCUGCCUGUUUACUAAACAUUUCUGAAGCCAGAAGAAAAAAUGUAGUUGAGAAAAUAGCAAAAGCUGCUCUUUUUGAAGAAAAUGGAAAGGAACAUUCUGAAGUUACAGUGCUCAAUAUAUUUUCUGAUUAUGAUUAUAACAGAUCAGUUAUAACAAUAGCAGGACCUGUUGAGAAUUUGGUCAACUCCGUUAUUGCUGCAUGUGUGGAGGCUUUCCAGGUGAUUGAUAUGGAGGUUCAAGAAGGAAUUCACCCUUGUCUUGGAGCAGUGGACCUCAUUCCUAUCUACCCUCUUUUUGGGGUAGGAGUCAAAGAGUGUGGAAUGGUGGCCAGAAGCUUAGCUGAAAAGCUAACAACUCAUGUGCCUGGUUGUAGUGUGUUUCUUUUUGGGGAAGCUGACCACCCAAAGAAACGAAGUCUUGUCCAGAGACGGAAGCAGCUUGGCUGGUUCUCAAGGAGGGAUUUCGGCUCUCUUAAACCUGAUAUAGGAAUUAUGCCUGAGAAAAGAUGUGGCUUAACAGGUAUUGGUGCCAGUCCCUAUGUGAUGAAUUGCAAUGUGACAAUUGAUUCUCAAGAUUUGGCUACUGGAAAAAAGAUUGCAAGUGUGAUCAGAGGCUCCAAUGUGGACGGACUAAGGGGCGUUCAAGCUAUGGCUUUUCCUCAUGAUGGAAAAAUUGAAAUUGCUUGUAAUGUGGAGAGUUUUGAAGAUCAAAAGCCUAUAGAAAACUCAAAAUAUAUAACAUACUGUAUUCUUGAGCAUCAUUAUUUUUACAUUUCUCCUCAAUUUCUAGAGGCUAAAAUUAAAAAGCUAGCUCAUGAUCAGGGAAUUGGUAUCAUUGGAACAGCAUUGGUUGGGUUUACACCUCAGGAGUGUAAAGAUUGUGCUGAAUAUGCUCUAAGGGAAAAGAUUGGAGAAUUCUGGAAGAAACGGGAAGGCAUUUUCAUGUGAUUCCAGCAAAUGCUGCUUUUGUAUUAAAUGAAAAGUGGAAGCCUCUAUCAAACCCUUUCUUUAUUCAAUAAAACUUGCAGAGGUUGGAUUGUAAUUGCAAUAAAAAAAUGGUAUCUUUAAAUAUCAAACAAAAAAUGACCUUGUGAUUUUGCUGUGAUUAUCAGGAAUACUUAACUACUACAUGGCAGUUAUGAAAGAUCUUGAGAGAGAAAAAAAUCAGUUCUUGGGGGAAAAUUACAUAUACGCAUUUUAUAUGUGUGUAUAUGUAUAUAUAAUAUACAUACAUGUAGAUGGAUG
Molecule: messenger RNA, 1408 nt
Organism: Sarcophilus harrisii (Tasmanian devil)
Lineage: Eukaryota; Metazoa; Chordata; Mammalia; Dasyuromorphia; Dasyuridae
Gene: FTCDNL1
Product: formiminotransferase cyclodeaminase N-terminal like
Exons: 6
Coding region: 134-1111 (325 amino acids)
Molecular function (GO): folic acid binding; transferase activity
Source: RefSeq, a predicted model, not a curated record